AUAAAAGCGCCAGUCUGUCUUAUAACUUCAAGAAAGAGAUAUCGACUUCAAGAAGUAACUAUUUAAAAUGCCUGUGAAGAGAGGCCUUCAUUUACAAGACAAAGAAAACAGCCCCGCUAAGAGGCAUGCACCAAACAGGAACUAUUCGCCUAUGACUGGAACUCGAUUAACAAAACCUGCAGGUAAUUCCAGAGCAGGUGGGAAGAAAAUGAAUCCCUCUCAAACAAAAGAGCCCAUGACAGAUGCUGAGAGACUUCUGUUCCUCAGGUCUAAGGUGAAAAAGUCUCUCAAGGAUCUCAGGAAAUGCAGGCAACAGCUGGAAACAUUAUUGCCAGUAGAGGGCAGUAGUGAGCUGAGGAGUCUCUUUCUGAUGAGUCCUGCUGAUCUACAAACUGAACUCAAGAGACAUGAAAAUCUGUCUGCUAAAGUUGCAUCUUGCGCACAUAGAGCAGACACAAACAAGGCUCAUUUCCAAGGGUUGAAACAGACUGGCAGCUCUUUUGAAUUUCUUAAGGCAAUCUUAAGAGCUGCAGCUCUCUGUCAGCGUGUUUGAUGUACACCGAACGUCCUGUCAGUCUGAAAGCGUCGAGACGUCUGAGGAGGCUGUCAGUCUUUCCGGCGUAGUCAAAAUGAGACAGCGCCACCGACAUCUUGCCAUCCCAUCUCAGACACAUUUACAUUCAAUUCAUUCUCUGAAAGGUCCCCCCCCCUUCACCAGGAAUCUGACAAAAUGUUGAUUCUACAAUACACGGUGUGCUGCGUCUCUGCGAAAAUAGUGUUCUUACCGCUGGCAUACAGUCCCAUUAGGGCUGAUGCAGAGAGAAAUGUAUGCAUACACAUAUUUGAGAAAGCAACAAAUGUGUAGAAAACUACACACGCACAGAUAUACUGGAGGUAAGAGUAUUCAUUGUUGAU
Rhinichthys klamathensis goyatoka is the source of this 915-nucleotide messenger RNA. RefSeq names its product integrin subunit beta 3 binding protein (gene itgb3bp). The transcript is spliced from 9 exons. Gene Ontology annotation, biological process: regulation of DNA-templated transcription; CENP-A containing chromatin assembly. Gene Ontology annotation, cellular component: nucleoplasm. The record is from RefSeq and is a predicted model, not a curated record. The coding region runs from base 68 to 553 and encodes 161 amino acids. Lineage: Eukaryota; Metazoa; Chordata; Actinopteri; Cypriniformes; Leuciscidae.